AUGGCCCGGCGAUGGGCGCGCCGGCUCGAGCGCACGUGCUGCUCGAUCGUCAAAUACUUCCCACUGCUCUUUGUCUACGGUCUGACAACGUGGGCCGUCUUUACGAUUGUCAAUAUUGGCAAUGAAGACACCAGCAUCGCGUGGCUAGGCAAGACGUCUUCCGCCGUAGGCAUUACCAUAUACCUCCUCGCCAACUGGUCCUACACCGUCGCUGUCUUCACGCCCGCCGGUUCGACCACGACAACCGACGGCUACGGGCUGCUGCCCACGGCGGUGCAGUCCCAGCGACCCUCGACAUCGCUGACCGUCAAGAGCAAUGGUGAGCUGCGGUUCUGCAAAAAGUGCCAGGCGCGCAAGCCAGACCGCGCGCACCACUGCUCCACGUGCAAGCGGUGCGUCCUCAAGAUGGACCACCACUGCCCGUGGCUGGCGACGUGCGUCGGCCUGCGUAACUAUAAGGCCUUUCUCCUCUUCCUCUGCUAUACGACUCUGCUGUGCUUCUACGCGUUUGCCGUUAGUGGCACCUGGGUGUGGACGCAGGUGAUUAGCGGCAUCACCGAGGAGGUGGACAACCUCAUGCCCGUCAACUACAUCAUGCUCUCCGUCAUGAGCGGCAUUAUUGGCAUUGUGCUCGCCAUCUUUACCGGCUGGCACAUUAUGCUCUCCAUGCGCGGGCAGACCACCAUCGAGUGCCUCGAAAAGACGCGCUACCUGUCGCCGCUGCGCCGCUCCUACAAUCUCGCGCACGACCCGCACAAUCAGUUUCACCCCGUCGCGCAGCAGAUCGUCGACUUUCACGCGGCCGCGCUGCCGGGCAUCACCGCGCCCGAGGAGGGCGAGGAGCAGCGUUGGGCGCAGGACCGGCCGGGCGCCCAGUACCACCCACCGCGGGGGCCGCCCGCACAGCGCUCGUACGCGGAGCUAGAGCGUGACCAGAGCCGUCAGCGGUACGAGGAGUACCUCGAUGAGCAGGACGCCGAGAAGCUGCCCAGCGCGUUUGAUCUUGGCUGGCGGAGGAACAUGACGCACCUGCUGGGCCCGACCCCCGCGCUCUGGUUCAUACCCGUUUGCAACACCACAGGUGACGGCUGGGUGUGGGAGGCGAGCCCCAGGUGGCUCGAGGCCUGCGAACGCCUACGCAUCGAGCGGGAACGCCAGCGCCAGCGCGAGAUCAAUGCCGGCUGGGGCGAGGCAGGGCCUCCGCCGGAACCGCCGUCCUACUAUAGCCAGCCGCCACAGCAGGAGCAGCAGGAGCAGCAAUACCCGCCGCAGCAGCGGCAGCCGUCCAGCAAAGCAGACCGUCUUCUCGGUCGCGAUUCAAACCUGCACCCCGACCCACGUUCAAACGACAACGGCAACACCGUACCCCUCCGGCGUCUCAGUCCGCGUGGACGCACCCUCGAGCAACAACUCGAAGAUAUUGACAAUGACAUUAUGAGCUCGGACGAAGAGCAGCAGGAGCAGCAGCCGCUGCGUCCAAAUGGCGGCGGUCCGGCACGCAUGAAUAGCAUGAAUAGCAACGGCAGCAACUGGGGCCGCGGCGGGGCGAGCGGCAUGUUACGCGGCGCUCGCCAGACGUCCAAGCGGGAUGAUGCGGCCACGGGCUACGAAGACCAAGGCGUAGACUAG
This is a messenger RNA of Cordyceps militaris CM01, 1629 nucleotides long. Its product is annotated as palmitoyltransferase PFA3. Lineage: Eukaryota; Fungi; Ascomycota; Sordariomycetes; Hypocreales; Cordycipitaceae. Gene Ontology annotation, molecular function: protein-cysteine S-palmitoyltransferase activity. The record is from RefSeq and is a predicted model, not a curated record. The transcript is spliced from 2 exons. Gene Ontology annotation, biological process: protein targeting to membrane; peptidyl-L-cysteine S-palmitoylation. Bases 1 to 1629 code for a protein of 542 amino acids. Gene Ontology annotation, cellular component: Golgi apparatus; endoplasmic reticulum.